AUGGGUGUGGAAGGGGUGAUGGUAUCCUACAACUACUCCGAGAACGGGGAGCUGGCCAACAUCCUGACGGUCGCAGCGUCGGGGAUAAUGUUCUCUAAGCGUUGGGUGCUCACCCACGGCUCGAUACUCUCGCCGUUGAAAGAAGCGGGGGCCAUUAAGAACGCCAAAGGGCACCCAAUCCUCAACGAGGAGUUCUACGACAAGCUGCCGGAGAUAUACGUGACGUGCGAAAAGCAGCAGCCGGACGUCCGUACUGUGUAUGAAGAAGUGGAGGCCUUGAGCCGGCAGCGGAAUCUGGACUACGACCCUGACUUCGAGCACAGUUGCUACCAGAUCAGCGUGCUCACGGGCAGAAUCUGCCACGUGUGGCAGUGCCCCGUCCUCGACCGCUGCGUGGACGACAUCCUGUACAGCUGGACCAUCGGCCACCGGGACGGCGACCUGAUGAAGCAGAAGGAGCUCGGCAAGGCGUUGCUCUCCGUGUUCGUACUCGUGGACCUGGAGGACGGCAACCGAGUAGAGACAGAAAAGUGCGUGGAG
Messenger RNA from Iphiclides podalirius (scarce swallowtail), 540 nucleotides. The record is from the annotation of a GenBank genome assembly. Lineage: Eukaryota; Metazoa; Arthropoda; Insecta; Lepidoptera; Papilionidae.